Molecule: messenger RNA, 11681 nt
Organism: Linepithema humile (Argentine ant)
Lineage: Eukaryota; Metazoa; Arthropoda; Insecta; Hymenoptera; Formicidae
Gene: Liprin-alpha
Product: PTPRF interacting protein alpha
Biological process (GO): synapse organization
Cellular component (GO): presynaptic active zone
Molecular function (GO): protein binding
Source: RefSeq, a predicted model, not a curated record
UCGGCGCCGCGUUCCGUCCAGCCUUCUCUCUCUUUCUCUAUCUCUCUCUUUCUCUUUCUUUCAUUCUUUCCUACUCUCUCUCUCUCUCUCUCUUGCUGAUCGUGAUAAUAAGCAAACGUCGCGAGAUCCCGGUCCACGGUGAUAAGCCGUUACUCUCUUCCGCGGAUCUCCUUUGGGUACAUUUUUUCCUCAAAGAAACACUCGGCUUAAAGCGCCAGCGGCUGAAGACAUCGAAAGAAGUGUAGUUUGACGAGAAUCCGGAGGAUGAAUCAAAUCGUGUGAAGUGUGUCGAGAGUGAUCCUAUGACGGAACGGAAAAAACGAAGCGCCGCCGGCUCAUCGAACCACGCUUUCAUCGUCGUGGGUGUCGUGCGACCCGGCGGACGGGCGGACACCGGGCCACUCGAAAGCCGCCCGAUCGAAAGUCGCGACACCGCGAGCGAGAAAAGAGAGCGUGCGGCGAGAGAUUCCCGGGGUGGGAGACUCUCUCUCUUUCUCUCCCUCGCUCUCUCAUCGUGAGUGCUUUGUAGAAUCGGCCGGGGCACAUUCAGCAUUACCACCACUAGUACUACCGCGCUGUUGCUACUACCGUUGCCCCCACGUAGUAGCGAUCUGUCAAAGUGGCGUUUCGGAGUAUCGAGAUAGGAAUCGGACGGCAAAAAGGAAUACAAGAGGCAUACGGAGUGUAGGAAGAUGACCGAGUGAUAGCGUAUCGCAAGAGGGACGGAAAAUAUCUGCGAGAAAUAGAAGGUGGAAACAGAUGCCAGUUUUAGAAGAGAAGGAAGAAGCUUGAAAAUGACGAGAGCGCUUUCGCGAUGAUAGAAGUCACUUUGAAAGCGAUUGAUUAAUCGCGCGGGCUUUGCGGCUGUGCUCACGAGGGUCACAAGUAGAAGGAUCACGGAUGAGGAAGCUGUUCGGUUGUUCUGACGAUUGAUUUUUUUUUCCGUGGGACGAAAGAAGACAGCUCCUGGUCAACGACGUCGCGACACGCUAUCGAUCUAUCUAUCGCGCCGGGCCAGGCGCGAACCGUUCAAAAACCGACCGGCGAUCGAUUGAUUGCGAGCCGGUGCACGAGUUCGCGUGUGCUUGAACAUUCGAUCCAAGGGUGUUGCUGCGUUCAGGAAAUCGAGUAUUACUAUGUGUCCUAUCGAGAUCCCCGCCGAGAAACGAAGGAGAAGCAUAUGUCGCAAGGAGCGGAAGGCCGCUGAAUGUCAAAUAAACAAGGAUGGAACAAACAAAUAAGAACGACGGCUUUCAGAUCCGACUAAUUGCGCGCGCGAGAGCUUCCUUCUCUCUCUUUCUCUCGCGUAACUGGAAGUCACGAGAAAUUGAACGUCACGACUUAUAUGAUUGAGUAAAAGAGGCGAGGCGUGCAGUCCGCGCGCGCGAGCGAGUUCUGUCAUUCGGGCUAGAUUGGUGAAGCGAGUGCGUCGCGAAACGCUCGUCGGUGAUCUUUCAACACGAGAGAGGCGUCGAUAACGGAACGGAGCGCGUGGACAUCUGGAUCGCGCGUGGAAGCCUUCGUCGUGGGAGUCGGAGAGACGCGGUAUUUUACUACGGCUUCAUUUACUUAUAGCGGACAGAAUGAUCUCGUGACACUCGAUCUGAUUCUAGGUACACAAUGAUACUCCGGCAGCGAGCGGGAAGACUGAAGACCGAUCGCCCAUCGAUCGUGUUUCGUCAGAGAGCGAGGAGAUAAAGCGCAAUUCCGCGCGGCAAUCAACGAGCGUGUGUGACACGAAGCGCUGCUCCACGGAAAUUGAAGAAGAAAAUUGAUCACGCGAUAGGACGCGUUAACGGAGCUGUCAUAACUUCCAUACGUGGGAAAGAAGUUCAAGAUUAUUAACGAGAUUAACGAGAAGCGGGAGAGCGCUUGCAAGGUUGGCUUUCGUGAGAAUUAUUAUUUUUACCAUUCGUCUGAGAACUGUGCCGAAUCCGCUGCGAAUCAGCGUGCUUGGAUAUCGGCGGAAAAAGCACGCGAGAAAUGUGCGCGCGCGAGAAAAACGUAAACAAGGCGCGAGCGAAGGUUUACGCGAGGUGUCGCGCAAUUGUUGCAGAUAAGAGCAAGAGAAAGAUUGAGAUAAAGCGAAAAAGAGAGAGAGAAAGAUAGGGAAAGAGGAAAGGAGAGAGAGAGAGAGAGAGUGAGAUAAGCUCGAAUGAGCUCGAAUGAGCUCGAGAGCAAGAUAUCGGGAUCCGGUGGAAUCUCUGCCGGUUUCCGCUUUCUCGCUUCGCUUGUGUAUUUAUGCGCGUGUGCGUGUGUGAAUGUAUGUAUACCGGAAGAAGUCAAAGAGUAAAGGAACAUUUUCAAUUUCUCUUUCGAAAAUGUCUCUUUAUUUUGUGACCUAUUCUCGUAUGCGUGUCAUGUGUGUGUGUGUGCGUGUGCGUUUUGUCGCGUACGCGGUGUCACGCGGUUACGAGUGACGCGCGCGUGCGGUCGUUCGUGAACGCGCGCGUAAAUUCGCCGGUGAAUCUUCUCUCGCAGCUCUGGUGCUCCGCGGCGGGGUGGUGCGCGGGAGCGGUGGUGGAAUAACAACAGCAACAAGUAACACAAAAUAAUAACGACACGCAAAAAUGUGGAAUAUGAUGUGCGACGUGAUGCCGACGAUCGCGGAGGACAGCAUGAGCCAGCGUAGCUCGCAAUUCUCCGGCGAGGACGGGAACUUCGAGCAGCUGAUGGUGCAGAUGCUGGACGAGCGCGACAAGAUGAUGGAGUCGAUGCGCGAGCACCAGGAGCGGCUGCAGGAGAUGGAGGCGCGUCUCGCCGAGGUCGAGAAGGAGCGGGACGCCCUGAACCGCCAGCUCAACGCGAACAUUCCUCAGGAAUUUUCGCAGCUGACAAAAGAAUUAGCGGCGGCGCGGGAGAGCAUCUUGGAAAGGGAAGAGGAGAUCUCAGAGUUAAAAGCAGAACGAAAUAACACACGUCUCCUACUAGAGCACCUGGAGUGUUUGGUGUCACGGCACGAACGCUCGCUCAGGAUGACGGUCGUGAAGCGCCAAGCCGCUGCGCAAUCCGGCGUGUCGUCCGAGGUGGAGGUACUCAAAGCUUUGAAAAGUCUCUUCGAGCAUCACAAGGCUUUGGACGAGAAGGUACGUGAGCGUCUGCGUGUGGCUCUCGAAAGAAAUACGAGUCUCGAGGAAGAGCUAGCCCAUACCAAAGACGAACUCCAGCAGUAUAAAGUGAGCGGGCAUCCGUCGAAAGUCAUGGAGGAUAGACCGAAGGAAAACGGACAGGCGGACGAAGGUCAGCAACAGAAUAAGAAUGAGACUGAGCAGGCAGAAAGCCAGCAACAGCAGCAGCAGCACCAGCAGCAACAACUGCAGCAGCAACAGUACCAGCAGCACCAGCAGCAGCAGCAGCAACCAGUACAAAACCCAGGUACAGAGAAGUCCACUGAGGUCGGCAGUAGGCUGAGCAAUGGCAGUCUCGAUCCGAUCGAGCAGGACACCGCAGUACGAGUAAUAGACUUGCAAGCCACUCUCGACAAGCAGAGCUCGGAAUUAAGCACGUGGCAGCGAAGAGUAGCGGAAAUGAGCGGUCGCGUCGCCGAGUUGGAGGAAACGCUGUCGAAAACGCAGAAGGACCUUUUGAAAGCGCAAGAGGCGGGACUGAAACUGCAGAGAGAUCUGCGGGAGAACGCGGCGCAAAAAGAGGACCAAGAGGAGCGAAUAGCGACUUUAGAGAAACGAUACCUCAAUGCUCAACGAGAGUCCACUAGUCUUCACGACCUCAAUGAGAAGCUGGAGCAAGAGUUGCAGCAUAAGAAAGCUCAACUGAAGCUUCAAGAGGAGAAAAUCGCGGCUAUACAGGAGAAAUUAGAGCUCACGGAACAGAAAUUAGCUCAAUACGCUAAGUUACCAGAAAUGGAAGAGCAAUUAAAGCAGAGGAUGGAGGCUCUGACGCAGGUGAGGAGGCCCAACCAGGCUCAGGAGAGGCACGGUAGCGCGGAGGAUAGAAUCCAAAGAUUGGAAGCGCAAUUGGAAGAAAAGAACGCAGAACUGAUACGUGUUAACCAGCGGUUUAAGAUGAACGAGGAACAUAAUCACCGUCUUAACGCAACCGUCGAUAAACUUUUAUGUGAAUCUAAUGACAGAUUGCAAGCGCAUCUGAAGGAAAGGAUGGAAGCGUUAGAAGAGAAGAACGCUCUUACUGCGGAACUCGAGAAGACGAGGAAGAUGGUGGAAGAUCUGCAGAACGAGAAGGCUGAAAUUGUUAAGGAAUUGGCGAAGGCGCGCCUAGAAAUCGAUAACGUUAAGAGACAGAUGCUUCAGCAGGAGAUCGCAUUUAAUAUUCAGCAGACGGACGCGUUGACGAGGAGCUUAUCUCCGAACGCGGUCGAUCCGGGCUCCUUCUCGAGGAGCGCGAGUCACAGUAGUUUCGAUACGCACUCAUUGCCGAGAAGAGGAGGUAAACGAUCGAUGGAGGACGACUCGUCGAAGAACUACGUAGCACGGACUUUGGCGGAGCAGGAGUGGGAAAAGUUACAGCAAGCGCACGUACUCGCUAACGUCCAGCAAGCGUUCGACGUUUCGAGCGACGCCGAAGGCGACGGGGAUAAUGAAAGUAUCUUCAGUUGCACGGCCGACGUAAUUGCAAGUCCGACCGGGCACACGGAUGCCCAGACACUGGCGUUGAUGCUGCAGGAACAACUGGACGCCAUUAAUAAGGAAAUUAGAUUGAUUCAGGAAGAGAAGCAGAGUACGGAAGCGCGCGCGGAGGAAUUGGAGUCUCGGGUCGGUAGUCUCGAGCACAUGAAUCUGUUAGCGAGAGGUCGUAGCCUCGAGCGAGCAUCGCCACCUUUAAGUGGACGAUCCACGCCAAAAUCGCAUCAUAGUCCUAAUAGGGAUUAUUUGCACAAGUACCACACCGUUAGUAAUCACGCACCUGCGUCAAUGUCUCCGGCGCAUUUACAUCAAUACGCCGCUUCCUUAGUCAGUCCGGGUCAACUGUCAGAAUCUCUUCCCGCUAGCCAGUUACAGUUGUCAGGUGAAGAGUUACAUUCGAUUAGUGAAAGAGAUAGUACCGGCGGCACCAUAGGAAGCGGCAGUGACGCGGCUUCUCCACUGACAGCCAGAUCUUUGAGAUUGGAGCGAGUCGUUCAAGCGUUGGCGCACAGUCAGGAAGAACUCAGAAGACGUACCGGACAGAGCGGAUUUCCGAGCAGUGGUUUCCCCACGUACAGGCAUGGGCAGCAUAACAACGGCGCACUCAAUUCUGGAACUCCCCCUUCCCCAUUGUCCUCACGCCACAGCAGCCAGGACAGCCUGCACAAGAACAACUUCUCCAGCGUCGGACUGCCCAUCGGACAGCUGUCGGCGUCGCAUUUGCACAUGCAGGCGACCAUGAGCCCCGCCACGGCGGCCGCGGUCGCGGCCGCGCAAAAAAAGAAGGGCAUUAAGAGCAGCCUCGGUAGAUUCUUCAGUAAAAAGGAGAAGAUCAAAGGAAAAGACACACCGAUGCCGGGCGAUGUACCAGGUAUGGGUGGUGCGUGUACACCAGCGGAUCCUGAUUAUGGAGACAGUGUGGCCGUGGCUGGUACACUUGGCAGUAAAAGUGAUUUUGAUCGUAGGAAAAAGAAGAGUCCCAGCAUGUUCGGUAGUAUGCUGGAUUCCUCGCGGCACGAGCUCCUGGCGGAAGCGAUGAAGGCCGGAACACCCUUCGCCCUGUGGAACGGACCAACGGUGGUGGCGUGGUUGGAGCUUUGGGUGGGCAUGCCGACGUGGUACGUCGCCGCUUGUCGAGCAAACGUCAAAAGUGGUGCUAUCAUGAGUGCGCUUAGCGAUACGGAGAUUCAACGAGAAAUUGGCAUAAGUAAUCCGUUGCACCGAUUAAAACUGAGACUAGCCAUUCAAGAGAUGGUGUCGCUCACGAGUCCGUCAGCGCCAAAAACUUCUCGCACAACAUUAGCAUUUGGUGAUAUGAAUCACGAGUGGAUAGGUAAUGUCUGGUUGCCGAGCCUCGGCUUGCCGCAGUAUCGGUCCACUUUCAUGGAGUGCCUUGUUGAUGCUAGAAUGCUCGAUCAUCUUACGAAGAAGGAUCUUCGUGGUCAACUGAGAAUGGUUGACAGCUUCCACAGAACAAGUUUGCAGUACGGCAUUUCUUGCUUAAAGCGAUUAAAUUACGAUAGGCAACAAUUAGAAGAGAGAAGACGAAUGGCAGAAGGUGCCAAUAUAGACGUACUUGUAUGGAGCAAUGAUCGUGUUAUAAGAUGGGUACAGUCGAUCGGUUUGAAGGAAUACGGGAAUAAUCUUUUAGAGUCAGGUGUGCACGGCGCACUUAUAGCCCUAGACGAAAGUUUCGAUGCGAAUAGUUUUGCGUUAACCUUACAAAUUCCCACGCAAAAUACACAGGCGAGACAACUGCUAGAAAUGGAGUUUUCAAGUCUGCUGGCGGUAGCGACUGAGAGGCGGCUGCAUGAGAACAGCAGCAUGAAAUCCUGAUCCAGCUCGUCAAGUCGGCUGUCUCAUAUUCAACCGCAUCACGUCUAGUCCGAAACCCCAGCUAUCGCUACUAUCUAUGCGCAAGUGUGUUGUAAAAGUCGUAAGAGCUUUAAGUAUCACGCUAGGAGUAUCUUCGUAUUGUUAUCGACAAAUGUGACAAUUUGGUAAAUACCGAGGUGUGUUUCGACAUAAAGCCGAUAUUAAGAUAAGCUUACGCGAUACAUUCGAUACUAGGCAAAUCCAUUCGAUCGAUUUUUAUGCCGCGCGCGCGGCGCACGAGGUUCGGCGCGCCGCGCGCGCGCGUGAUUAUUGCCCUUCGCGGGAGGGAAGAAAGGUAGUUUAUUCCGAACGGUUUUUUCAUAUAGAUAUCGAAAUGUAGUAGGCAGUCGUUGGAUUAUACUAUUAAAUGGUGAUGUACAAUAGCACUCUCUUUUGAAAGCUCGGGAUAUCAGUUUGCAGACGAUUACGACAAUAAUUCUCCCUUGAGUUAGCUUGGUUCGUUCGUAAAGGUGUCGAUAAUCCGUAGUCUCAGUAUUACGAAGUCGCGCAGUAGAUUAUAUUUGUUAUACGAGACUAUUUGUAUCGCUCUCGCGUACAACAACGUGUACUUAUACCGUUCAAUAAAUACUUAAGGCAGCGUAAGUUAAAUGUCCCUGUACCGCACAAAGACGUAAUGGAAAAACGAGAGUCUAUCGUUGCUUUUCGAGAAAUCGUUGAUAUAGAAGGUGUCCUGCGAUUGACAAUGCAAUCGGAAAAUUGGAAUCUACGUGAAAACAUGGGCCAAAGAGAUGUAAAUUUUUUGUCAAAUAUGAAUAUAAGUGUUUUCCGAAAUAUUCACUUAUUAAUAUUUUACAUAAUGAGAUAAAUUAAAAAAACAGCAAUUGUUUUUUAACAUUAUUCAACAAUUGUAGCGUUUCCGAGUGAACGGAUUUUGAUCGAUCCAAGAUUGAUUAAUGAUGUUAUUGCAUCGCCAAUAAAAGACUUGAAUUUAUAGUACAAUAGUGAUCUGCGAUGAAUCGGAAUUCGUUCAGUUCGAAAACGCCAUAAUUCUAAAAACAUUACGGCAAAGACAUUCUUUCUCACUUUUUUUUCACGUAGAAUUGUUACCAUUCUGAUUGUAUCGAUUUGCAAGACGUUACGUAUACCGCGGAGACUGCAUUCUAUGUUUCUGUAUCUAUAAAAUCGUCACUUAAAACGCUGUGCGUGGAAAUUACAUUGCCAUUACUUUUCACAGAUAGAAUUCCAGGGAAUACUCGUUUUCCUCCAUUUCGAUGAAUUUUCAAGGUUUCCGCGUGAUAUAUCGCGAGUGGAGAGAGUUGCUUGGGCGCGAUUGGCGCGUGCUCGCUUUUUAUUUGCCGAACAAAUCGUGAACGGACAUUUUAUACUACGAGAUAUUUGCGAAUGGUUACGCGAUGUAUGUUAGUAAAUGUGUUAUAAGAUUUAGACGACUCGAUUACAUUUCGUGAAUAGGGCUACCGACCAAUUUUACGCAUAAUAUUCACGACGAUCAUUGGAUUUAAUAUUUUGUGCGCGGCGACGGGUAUCUGUCAGUCGUGGAUAUCAUUACCGCUGUCUUAGAUUGUGUCGAGAGAGAAAAAAAAAAUGAAGAGGAGGAAAUUGUUUCACUUACGAGCGCGCAGAUACUUUUGUAUUGUCCCCUUUAGAUAUAAGUAUAGCUCAUUCUUAAUAGGCAUGGUCGGUAGCAGGAAAAUGCAAAAUGUACUAUAAUCGCGGCGAGGGACCUGUACGACCGUGCAGAGGUGGGGGAGCUAAUCAUAGAGCGACGAUUAAUAAUUAUGCCCCGUAGCGGCUGUAACCGUAGCGGGAAGAGAAGUAGAACACGAUGUUGCUGAAGACAAUGAUCGCGCGCGAUGGUAAUUAUUGCCAUUUCAUAUAAAACAUCAUUGCGAAGCUAAAGGUGCGGCGAAAGACUGAGACACCGAUGGUGAUUGUAAUAACGAACUGAUCAAGAUAACGAAGAGAGGGGAGGGAGGGGGGGAAAUGAAAAAGAAAAAAAAGAAAAGAAAAGACGAUCACAAUAAUGAAACGAUAAGUUAUAAAUGCUGAUGUUGUUAAUGUUGUUGAUACUUGAGCAAUCAUUGUUGUUGAUGUUUGUUUCCCGAUGAACUGUACUACUCUACCUUGCAAGCUGUUUACUCAUCGUAGGCUCCGGCGGCGCUGCACGACCUUCCGAACGGGCGUAAACGUACCAAAUAGUUUCUACCAAAGACUCCGGUCAAGCGCGCGCGCGCGCGCGCGCAUCCACUCGUCGAUCACACGCGAGGGAGACGCAGGGUCGGCGCUUCUGACGCUUCGAUUGAAAUGCACGUAAAAAGAAGUAUAUGUGUUAUCACUCUCGACGCACGUCGCUCUUUCUCACGCGUACCACCAAUCAAUUCAGACACGCAUUCUCGAUAACCGGACGAACGUGUUAAUCCAAAGCAACGUUACGCUACCUCAAUACUGAAGUGCGGUGGUACCUUUCCUUUCCCGCGGUAUGAUAUGUAUAUCAAAUUGAUUCGUCGCCAUGCACACUCAUGACUCACGUGCCAUGCAGGAUGUUUCAUUAUUGGUGAAAUACUUUAGGGAUGGAUUCAGCAUUUAAAAAUAGUAACAUAAAUUCAGAGAAAUGUACAUUCCCUUGCAACCGUCUGUGCUCUGAGAAUUUUUUUAAUACGAUCGACUCCAAGAGAUCUUUCUGGUGUAAAUUUUAAAAUAAUCGAGAAUGAUGUUUCACGAAGAAAAAUUUAGAAUUCAAAUUUUAUUGAUCUAUUUCGUUGUCACUGUAGCGACGUUAGUAGAGUGCAAAAUAUUAAAGUUUUAUAAAACACUUUACUUUUACUGUGUACUUUUACUUAUUUUUAUACAUAGAAUUAAGAGAACAAUCGAUUGAUAACCUUAAUUUCUUGAUUGUGUUUUAAAGAAAAUGCAUGGUGCGAAAAGAUUUCUACAAAUAACGAAACACCUUGUACACGUAAUUAACGCGAUAAUUUAUUUUGGCAGAGCAAGAAUAAAGCGCACAUAUUUAUUUCGCUUACUCUCUACACUAAGAAGUAAUGUAAAUUAUUUUAAACUUUUGCACAUAGAAUGAAUUCUUAUUUUCCGCGAAGCGACACCGUAUACGACGUACAUCUACGAAACGUGUGCUUGAGUAUUCCUAGCCUUCGAAGGUCUUCUCUAACGAUAGAAACCGAUAGGGAAAAAAAAAACAAAAAAAAACAUUGUAUAGUAUAUUAAUUCCUAUACAUAAAACAGACGUACGAAAGCGUUUUUAACGGAGCCGUCUCUCCCCUUCGGAAAGGUCUGCAGUAAACUGUAAAGUGACUGAGUAUUAUUUUUAACGUGUGCUAGUUAAUAGCGUCUAUGGACAUUCCAGAAAGACCUUCCAACAAAGAAAAAUAAAAAAAGAAAAGCCACCGCAUUCGUAAUCGCGUAUAUGCACGUCAUGGAUUAGUAUGUAGCAGCUUCGACGCCUUCUAUGUAUCUAAAUAUAAAUGUAUACAUAAGUAUGAAAGAGAGUAUAUCGCGAGGUCCGGCUCCCGACUGGUCGGCACCCAAAUAGAGCUGGAAUAAGCGGGAGUAAGAAUAUUUCAUUGCAUGAUACGCUUCGGUGUGUGCGCUAUAUGUUUUCCCCGAGGAUGUUGAUCCCUGAUCCAGCUCUGCUUUGUCUUGCUCCUGUUAAUUAAUUAAUUUCACUCUUAAAUGCAUAAAUCUGCUCGACAGUUCGGUAUAUUUUAAAUUUAGGAUAUUGUUUUUAGUCGGCAUUAAAGUUUCGCAGUAUUAAGAAAAUCAAAUUCAAUAUCUUGUUGCGGAUUUUUUGAAUUUUUAGUAGCCGAAGAGAAAGUAAAUCAAAAUUAUUGUCUAUUGCGUGAAUUUGUAGCGUGAUGCAUUUACGGGUUAAUAAUUAAUUAAUUAAUAAAUCGUGAUUAGUUAGUUAAUUCGUAUACUACAUCGACUCGAAUCUAAUUCGAUUUCGAUAGAGUCGUUUGAUUUGAUUCCGGCGCGUUCACAGUUUCACGUUAUUAAUUUGUAUAUUGUCUUCAGCAAUACUGAAUAAUGUCCGGAUUGAGUUGGAGUUCGAUAUCGAACGUAGUCGAUUCAUCCUGCGCGCUUUUAAGGACAUAAUCAUCAUGUAAAUCAUAAAUCGUAAGAUCAUCGCUUCACACACACACACACAUAUCAUAAGAAAUAGUCUCGUCGAGAGUCUCUCCUAGUUUCCGGAUGGAAUAAUCGCACGCUCGCUUAGCGAAAGCACAUUCACGAAAUCAUCCGUGUUGAUUAUAUCGAUUAAUUUUCGUAGAGAGAGAGAGAGAGAGAGAGAAAACUCAGUUUUUCCGUUUGAACGUCCUUCCUUACGCUCAAUUCGGCCGAGCUGGCGGAGAAGAAAAAAAAAAGAAGAAAAAAAAAAAAGAAACGAUUUCGACGUUAUUCCGAACUUUUGUACGACAUAUAUUUGAGUGUUAUUAUAUACUGCUAGUUAGAAUGUACAUAAGUGUGUGUGCGCGAGUGAGUGUGGUGUGUGUACAUAUAUGUAUAUCUAUCUUUCUCUAUGUAUAUACAUGUACGAAUUAUUUAUUAGCGAUCCUGUAAUUUCCAUACGAUCUAGGCCCGUGUCGCGGUGUGGAACUCUACUGCAUACUCAUUUUAAAGGAUAGUUUAUUGAGUUGUUAAUUCGAUGUUGCAAUACUUCACUUCCAAAUAAAUUCAUUUAGUAAUAAAAAAAUAAAAUAAAAUAAAAUCGGCUACUGUACUCGAGCUAGCUUAUAUAGUCGUUCACGGAAGUUUUCAUAAAAUUCUCUUCUUUCUUUUUGUUUGUUUGUUUGUUUGUUUUUUUUCUUUUUUUUUCUUUUCAUUGACGAAACGGACGUGUGUGAUCGGUGUAAACGUUUUGAAAGACGAGACACAACUUGUAUAUGUAUAUAUAAGUAACGAUAUGUUUUUGUUAUAAUAUGUACAAUAUAUAAUUCGUAUGUAUAUUAAAUAGACUUAUCGACUUUUUUGCACAGUCUACCGUGCGAUCGACACAUUUUUUAAAUGUAAAUCAAAGGUGUAAUAUAAUUUUCCAUUGAAUCGUCGGGCAUUAAACGAGUAAUUACAUGUCGCGCCAGCGCGAUCGUGCUGAUUUCCGUGACGAAGCGGUUUUACGCCCCAAAAGCCGCCAAAGAAGGUACGAAUUUGUUGGUCUGAAGUGGACACUUAUAUAUAAUCGAAAUUAUAAUUGAAGAAUAAAAAUUGUAUAGAUAC